ACUAGCAUCUAAUUUCUCCUUACAAUAUCAAUCCUGAAUCAAGUAUCAAAGUUCACGAGAGUAAGGAACUGAUUGCCAACUACAGAAGCUCUCGAUUGUUAAACAAAUUCUCUUGUCAGCAUCUUAGGAAAUGUAUGGGAACAGCAUUGAGAAUAUGCAUUCUGAUGUUAGACUGUUGAGCUAAAACAAUUGAACUACCAGCGCGCGGAUGAAAUACUUUAUUUAACUGCGCGUGCUAUUUCUGGACUGUGACGAAAUGAUCAUUCAUGACCAACCUUUGAGCAUGGAUGUGGAAGAUGUGGAAGGCCUUAAAAUGCCUCAAUCCCCUUGAAGCACGUGACCUUAGACUGGCGCGGCUGCCAAACAGAUUCGGCGGGAAAGACCAUGACAAAGACUGAGAAAUGGCGACUAUUUCUCAAUCACUUUGCGAGACGGCCACAUCUAAAAAGCGUCCUAAAGGUAAGAGGCUUGCAAUAAACUGUUUUUAUAACCCCUUUGGUAGGUAGCCCUGGUUUGAGUUCGGGUAAUGUACACUCCCACAACGGAAAACUGCAAGAUUUACAUGAAUUUUUGCAGCUUUGCAUUGCUGUUGUUCAGUUUUGUUUGUCGUUCCCUAUAAUAUCUGUAAGUAACAUUUUACAACACUUAUGAAUUAGUGAACAAACCUUAAAGAUCGUAAAUGCUAUUGCUCUAAAUACACUAAAUGUUAAGUCUGAUAAAAAGUUAAUCACUUUUCACUGAAACUCGAAAUAUGCAAAAUGACAAGCUUAGAGCGUGCACAAGUUUUUUGACCUAUAAAUAUUUUCUAACAGGAAACCAAACAAAGAAUAUUCCUGAACCAAGAGUGGAGACCUCUAAAUCCAAUACUUGCCUGAAGAAUAGAAAAUUGAGUAAGGAAAGCAAUUCCUUAGAGGUUACCUGCCCCAAAUCCUCAGUUAUCACUGUAUCAGAACCAGCUUGGGAGAUUGAAUACUGUGAUCCUGUUCCAGACCUUUAUCCUGAACUGUCAGACUCAUUAAAAAUGCAAGAAGGUGAUACAGAACAACUUGUCAAGAGAGAAGUUUCUAUGGAUCAAGAUAACAGUGAAGAGAAUGUUCAGUGUGUUCCAACUACUUGUGAUGACAAUCUUUCUCAAGAGAGCACAAGUCAACAGCAUAAUUCCCAAGCAUCAAAUUCAGACAGCCAAAGCAUUGCAAAUGUCGUCAGACGAAAGAGAAAAUUGGCAAAACCUAAAAAGGUUAGAAAAGCACAGGAUGGUAAUGAUGUUCCAGAUGCAUCAGGAAUGAAUUGUGAGAAGCAAGUUACAUCUCAAGAGACUGAAAAACAGGGUACCUGGGCACAGUGUAGCAUUCCUAGUUGUGGUAAAUGGAGAUUUCUUCAAACUGACAUAGAUCCUCAGGAGUUACCAGAAAGAUGGGUGUGUUCUUUGAACGAAAGUAAGACGAUAAUUCAUGACUAUAUAUCUUCAACUAUAGCCAUUCCCAUGAUGUUGUUUCCAAAGCUACUCACCUGUCACAUAAACGUACUCAUUCAGAAUGAUGUCUUUGCAGAUGAUUGCUACAAUUCAUGUAGUAUUUCACAAGAAACGUUUGAUAGUCAAGAGGGAAAUUUGCACGUGAUUUAUACACCUUAUCCAAAUGGGGCUAUUGUUUGGGCUAAGAUGACUGGCUACCCAUGGUGGCCAGCAAUGAUGGAGAACGAUCCAGAUUACGGUUACUAUUGUGAAACCGAAGAAGAUAAUUUCACUCCGGUGUCGUUCCAUGUGGUGUUCUUUGACAAACAAGUGUCGAGGUCAUGGGUGAACGCUGCUUGUAUUCGUAACUUUUCUUGUGAUGAUGACCCUGAGGAUUUGGGAAAGGUGAGCGUUAGAGGAAAGAACUACAGAAGACAACUUACAGCAGCCACUCUGGAAGCACGGAGAGCUGCAAAAAUGCCUCUACAGAGUCGAUUGUCCAAAUAUGGUUUUAUGGUGCGCUACAAAGGCACUAUUGGAGACAAGAAAGAGAAGGCGCGUUCAGUGAGUCCAGAUAAUGGCGAUUUGGAUGAUUCAGUUACAGGCUCAUCCAGUCAGGAAAAUCAGUGCAGCAGUGGGCAUAGCUACGGGUCUUUUAGCAGUCCCGGAGAAAACGAUCAAGAAAGCCCGCCAAAAUCUAAAACUUCAACAAAGAAGGCUGCAAAAAAGCAAGCGGAAAGCAAGACCUCCACUAAAGUAAGAGAUUCUUGUAGCCCAAAGAAAAAACACAGGAAGAAAAAGGAGCAAAGAACUCAAGCAUUUCUUGUCUCGAAAGGCUCAAGGAAAAUCAGCCCCUUUGAAGGAGAUUUAUCCGUGAUUAAUGUCGCCACAAGUGAAAGUUCUGAGAUAUGUGGACUUAACGAAGAAUCAAGAAACAGCCUCAUGGAAGAUACCAUGGCUAUCGAGAAACUUCAACCAACAGUCUUUUGUGUCUCGAACACCGACAGCAAUUUGGAUGAAACGCUCCAUGAGCGAGAGAACAGCGCAAGUAAAGCUAUCAUAAAACCAUGUAGAGAAACUGCAGGAAUUCCAACUGCGACUAAAAAAAACAAAGCCACGAAAGUCAAUAAAAAGAGGGAAAUCGCAGACGAAAUACAAGGAGGAAAGAAACAAAAUAAAUAUAAGAAUAUCAAAGAAGAUAUUGUCAACAAAUGCUCCAAAGAAUCUGAGCAAGGACAGGUGAAGGAUAAUACAAACCCUGGCGUUUCUGCAAAAUCAGUGUUAUCAAGAUCGAGAGACGAGGAAAAUAAUUUGUCUGAACAAGAUAAACAGCCAGAUCAAAGUGACGAGAUGGAUAAAAUGAUUUCAGUUGAUAUUUCUCCCUGUGGGAGGGAAGAUGUAGCGAGGGGGUCAAGUGUUUCAACGCCUGGAGAAACUCUUCUGCCUUUAGUUCCAGGAGACAAAAGUAAGAAGAAGCGAAAAUCUAACAUCAGUUCCAGAGAUUUCUCAGGGAAAGGAAACCCAACUAAUAAGGAAACUUCAAGCCAGAUGGCUGAGAGCCCCUGGUCAAAAUUACAAGUUAGUGACGAAAAGUCGCGUAAAAGAAAAGAUCUGACUUGUGGGAGGGAUCAGCUAAGUACAACAAGUAAACAAAGUACCUAUGAGCGAGAAAGUAACCAGUCGAUAAGCAUUAACAAAGAAGAACCGCGUUCUAGUUCAGAGGUUCCAGAUCACAAUUUGGAGUCUAGCCAGAAUCCAAAACUCCCUAAAAAACCUGAGUUCUUAUAUAAGAAAUCAAACACAGAUGUUAGAGUAGCUGUUGAUGAAGAUGGUUCACUUCGAAAGAAAUGCCUUCCUAAGUUGAUGAAGACUGCUUUUAAACCUCCCAUGGCGUCCAAUGGGGGAAAAAGUAGCAAAAUUCCAAAGAUGCCCAAGCUUUUAAAGCCCCACUUUGUUAGUCCUGCAUUUUCACUGCCUGAAAGCAACCACAAAGGUUGUGGAGUAGGGAAAAUAUCAGGUAAAAGCGUGGCACAUUCCGUAACUGCCAAGAAGGAUGUUGAACCCAAGAAAGAACGGGAACUGAAGAGAAAGGCUCAGUGUAAAGAUUCUAGCUUGGUGAAUCAGACGUCAAAAAGGGAAAAGAAAGAUGACGAGAGACAUGGACCAGCCAGCAACAUGUUGUCAGAAGACCUUCAAGACGAAAUAGAAGAAAUUGACGAUGACAUCACAAAUAUACGGAAGGAACUAAAGGUUUCAAACAGCAGCGCUACAAGUUUGCCAGAGGAGACGAUAACUUUGUCAAACGCCGAUGGACCUAUGCUUUCCGAGUCGCCAGAAUUUUAAGACGCUAGCUUUAUAUAUCAGUAUGCAUAGUUACAUUCAAGCUUAAAUUUUCUCAUUAGAAACAUCGACGCACUGUAUUUUAUCAAGUUAGGCAUUUGGUUCGAAAUUGUAGUUACUCAGUACAUUUUUCGAAGGUAUUUAUGUACACUGGACUAUUUUCAGUACUCUGGCAGUUAGAAUUUGCUAUUACGAAGUAUUUUCAAGAGAUUUGAAUUUAACUAGUACUGGAGGGGACAAGUUAAUCUUUUUGGGCCUUCUAUGAAUUAACAUCUUAAGAUAUAGGAAAUUUAGGGCAGCACAUUCAAAGUUUGAUUUUGUGACAAUUUCGGUGGAGUUUUGUAGUGAUCUUAU
Messenger RNA from Stylophora pistillata, 4147 nucleotides. RefSeq lists its product as uncharacterized. NCBI's taxonomy places the organism in Eukaryota, Metazoa, Cnidaria, Anthozoa, Scleractinia, Pocilloporidae. Gene Ontology annotation, molecular function: zinc ion binding. Gene Ontology annotation, cellular component: nucleus. The record is from RefSeq and is a predicted model, not a curated record.